Messenger RNA from Desarmillaria tabescens, 783 nucleotides. Its product is annotated as SGNH hydrolase. Gene Ontology annotation, molecular function: hydrolase activity. The record is from RefSeq and is a predicted model, not a curated record. The transcript is spliced from 5 exons. The coding region runs from base 1 to 783 and encodes 260 amino acids. Lineage: Eukaryota; Fungi; Basidiomycota; Agaricomycetes; Agaricales; Physalacriaceae.
AUGUGGGUGAUUCUGGCCGCGUUGAUCCUUGUGGUUCACAUUGCAGCGUCUCCGGUACACGGCGCUACAGUGCCAACUUCGUUUAUCCUGAUCGGUGAUAGUACCACUGCCAAUGGGACCACACCAAACAGCGGUGGAUGGGGAAACGGCUUCUGCGGUUCCAUGAACACGUCGACGCCGUCCUCGCUGGAACCUGAUACGCCUUGCAUAAACACAGCCCAUAAUGGCGCGACGACCGGCACGUUUGUCGCUAAUGGUUUUUGGAACAUUUCUGUCACCUUAGUUGCGGCUAUCCAAGAGGAGGUAGCCAAAGGACGACGUACAUAUGCGACUAUACAAUUUGGGCAUAACGAUAUGAAGAUCGCUGACCCCGAAUCCAUGGGGGCGAACUUGACCAUCAUGGUCCAAGAGAUACGAGCUUUAGGAGCCGAACCUAUACUCAUCACUAGUCUCACGAGGAGAAGCUUCAAUGCUAAUGGCACCAUCGCUGAUACUCUACAACCAUGGGCCGAUGAAACCAUCCUGAUCGCCGAGCAACAAGGAACCCAUCUUCUGGAUUUGCACAAAGCCUCGAUAACAUAUUGUGAAGCCAUUGGCCCAGAUGCUGCUCAUCGACUGAACAGGUUGCCAGACGAUAAUACUCACUUGAACGUCAAUGGUACUAUCGUCUUUGGCAGGAUGGUUGCGGAUCUCAUGGCAGCUAGUUUCCCCCCAUUUGAGCUUCCUAUAAUUCCAAAUCCCCCAUUGACCUUUAAUAUCACACACGGCAUAGCGUCAUACUAA